AUGUCAGGCUGGCUUUGUAGUGCUGAAGAGGUCACCCCCAUUACCGGAAUACGGGGUGGAUCUGUCUUCCUGUCACCGUCGGUUCCUCUAGAAUUUAACCCCCGGGAAGUCUUCUGGAGACACUUGUCCCCAACAGAUCAUUUGGUGGCCUCUUUUUCCCGAGGCUCCUUGGACACAACAUAUCAGUCGUGUUUCCAUGGCCGGGUCCAACUUCUCGAAAACUUGACAUUGGAAGUAUCGGGACUAGAGUUGAAGGACACGGGCUUGUUCACUUGCCAGAUGGUGGACACUCAAGGACACAUGAAGCUUUAUCAGUUUCAUCUCACUGUCUACGAAGAGGCAUCCAAACCAGAGGUCCAAGUCUUUGUGUCAAGACGAGGUGAAGAAUGUGCCAUAUUUCUCAGCUGCAAUGUGACCGCAGGGAGUAAUGUAACCUAUAGCUGGAUGGUUGACACUGGACAAGGGGACCUACUAAACAACACCUACAGGUUAUAUGAUGACAGACGCCUGCUUCAGACAACUUUGACCUCAACUCAUCAACCUGUCUCCUUUAUCUGUGUUGUAACCAACCCUGUCAGCAAACAAAACACCUCUGUGAUCCCAUGGGCAAGCUGCUUACCAGGACAAGAGUCUAAGCUGAACAACGGCAAAAUAGUGUUACUUGUCGCAGCCUUUCUCAUUAUCUUGUUCACCACCGGGAUGAUCUGCGUGUACUUUUUUACCAGAUCCUCAGGUAAAACCCCGGUAAACAGAAGAGAGAGGAUCACCAUGAAUACAGAGGAGACCAUUCUACAUCUCCAUGAAGAGACUGAAGCACUAGUGAAUGAGCAGACUGGUCUUCAACACCCCGAGGAGACAACAUCCUGGCACAAUGGAGAGAUGACACUUGGACAUAAUGCCGUGGGGGGCAGACUUUGUGAAAUGGAAGCUCGUAUACCGUAA
Molecule: messenger RNA, 942 nt
Organism: Nanorana parkeri
Lineage: Eukaryota; Metazoa; Chordata; Amphibia; Anura; Dicroglossidae
Product: SLAM family member 8-like
Exons: 6
Coding region: 1-942 (313 amino acids)
Source: RefSeq, a predicted model, not a curated record